CCAAGGACCAAAAUUCCUCCUCCAACAGCAGAAUACUUGGCCAACACCACCAGAUAUGCACAGCUUUUUGCUUGAUGACACUACGGAAUUAAAGCGAAGUGCCUUCUGUGGCGUGAUCAACUCAGCACCACCGACAGCAGAUGGUAGCAAGUUUAGUAGCUGGAAAGACUUGGUCGAAGCUGUAGCACAGGAGUUGCAUGGGGCGGCAGGAAAGAGUGGCUCCCCUUCAGCUAGCGAUUAUCAAAAGGCAGAACUGACCACGCUGAGACAGGUCCAAAUGGACAGUUUUGCUGAAGACUACCAGCUGUUGAAGAGCGGGAAACCUGUUCAUUCUAGCAGCCGUCUACUUUGUCUAUCCCCAGAGUACGACGAAACCAAUGAUCUGAUACGAGUUGGAGGACGACUACGACGGGUGGAAGGACUAGACCCAAACACAGUACACCCUAUAGUAUUGGAUCCCAGUCACCCUAACACUCAGUUAUUCAUAAAGGAUUAUGAUGCUCGCCUUUGCCAUCCUGGGCCAGAACGAGUGUUUGCAGAGCUUCGACGAAAGGUGUGGAUACUGAAAGGGCGAGAGGCAGUGAGAAAGCACCAGCGAACAUGUCUCGAAUGCUGCAAAUGGAGGUCGAAGCCAGCCUCGCAGAAAAUGGUUGAUCUCCCUCCACCACGACUUCGGUUGUUCAAGCCUGCUUUUCAUUCAACAGGAAUCGACUGCUUUGGGCCUCUUCUGGUCAAAAUAGGUCGUCGGACGGAGAAGCGGUGGGGACUUUUAUUUAAGUGCUUGACCACCCGGGCAGUGCACCUUGAGGUACUGACAUCUAUAGAUAGUGAUGCCUUUCUCAUGGCUCUACGUCGGUUUAUAGGUCGCCGUGGGAAACCUGCAGAGCUAUAUUCAGACCAAGGCACCAACUUUCGAGGCGGUGAGAGAGAACUUAAAGAAGCCUUCAGUCAGCUCAGUGGUGAUCUACAGCAGCAGCUAGCGAAGCAACAAAUCAGCUUUCAUUUCAAUCCUCCAGCUGCCCCACACUUUGGAGGGGUGUGGGAACGCGAGAUUCGUUCCGUAAAGGCCGCACUUUACACUACCCUGGGCUCAGAAUCAGGAACUGAAGAAGUGCUUCGAACUGUCCUCAUAGAGAUUGAGGCCAUCCUCAACUCGAAACCUCUUGGUUACGUUUCAGCGGACAUUGCUGAUGCAGAUCCGAUCACCCCAAAUUGCUUUCUGAUGGGGCGGCCAGAUGGGUCCCUACCCCAAGUCAUCUAUCCAGUGUCUGAGCUCCUAGGAAGACGGAGAUGGAGGCAUUCACAAGUAUUGUCUGACAGAUUCUGGACGGCCUUCAUAAAGCAUUACUUACCUGACAUGCAGGCCAGAGGAAAGUGGCAGAAUCCAUCAGUAAACAUCAAACCAGGGACAGUCGUCAUGCUUGUUGACCCUCAGUUACCCCGUUCAUUCUGGCAGAUUGGAAGAGUAUCUAAUGUCUUUCCUGGGGUUGAUAGUCGAGUUCGAACUGUCGAGGUGCAGAUUAAGGACAAAGUCUAUACAAGACCCAUCUCUCGACUGAUUGUUCUUCCAGAGAUCCGAGAUGAAGGGGAUGAAAGCCACACUAGUGACUAACGGUAAUCCAUAUAGUGUCGGCCUUUUAAUGGAGCAAAUUUGUAACCAAAUUUGGGGGCGGCUGUGUUAGAAAGGCCGAGUCAUGUGCGCAUGCGCAACUUACUUUCAGUCAUCAUCAGUUCAGAGCGGGACUGUACGAGCGGGACUGUACAAGCAAGACUGUGUGUGCAAAGUGCGUCAAUGAAUAAAUACCACACACGUACACACACGUACGCACAAAUACCAGUGAUAAGUAAAGCCUGUGUAUUGCUGUGUUGUGUACAGCCCAAAGACUGUUAACAAAUA
Pimephales promelas (fathead minnow) is the source of this 1897-nucleotide messenger RNA. Lineage: Eukaryota; Metazoa; Chordata; Actinopteri; Cypriniformes; Leuciscidae. The record is from RefSeq and is a predicted model, not a curated record.